CCAUCUCUCUGUGACUAAAAAACACUAAAAACUUGUAAGCUCCAUAUUCAUUACUUUGUUACAAAGGAGAACGAGAGCUAAGUCAGAGAGAGAGAGAGAGAGAGAGAUGGGUGCAAGUUUUGUCUAUGUGUUUAUCUUUCUCCUUACUCUACUCUUAUAUGUUUUUCUAAGAAAGAACAAGAAAGAAUCCCAACAAAUAGCUAAGCUUCCACCAGGUUCAAUGGGUUGGCCAUACAUAGGAGAGACUCUUCAACUUUACUCUCAAGACCCAAAUGUUUUCUUUGCAGAGAAACAGAAAAGGUAUGGUGAAAUUUUCAAGACUCAUUUUCUUGGGUGUCCAUGUGUCAUGCUGGCGAGCCCUGAGGCAGCUCGGUUUGUGUUAGUCACAGAAGCCCAUUUGUUCAAACCAACAUACCCCAAAAGCAAAGAGCGUUUAAUUGGACCUUCUGCCAUUUUUUUCCACCAAGGGAAGUACCAUACUCGUCUAAGAAGGCUUGUCCAGGGAUCUCUGUCCCUUGAUGCAAUCAAAAACUUGAUGGGGGGUCUUGGAGCCAUAGCUGCUUCUACCUUUGACUCAUGGGCAGGCGGCCAUGUCGUUAACACUUACCAAGAAAUGAAAAAGCUUUCUUUUGACGUUGGUAUACUUAUAAUUUUUGGCAAUUUGGAGGCUCGCUAUAGAGAGGAGUUGAAGAAGAAUUACUUAAUAGUAGACAAAGGCUACAAUUCCUUUCCAAAUAACAUCCCAGGCACUCGAUACAAAAUGGCACUACAGGCAAGAGAGAGGCUCACUAAGAUUAUCAGUGAUAUAAUUUCUGAGAGGAAGGAAAAGAAAUUAAUUGAAAAGGAUCUUUUGGGUUGUCUAUUGAACUCCAAAGACGAAAAUGGACAGAUCCUUAUGGUAGAUCAAAUCAUGGACAACAUUAUUGGAGUGUUAUUUGCAGCUCGAGACACCACAGCUAGUGCCAUGACAUGGAUUGUCAAGUAUCUCCAUGAUAACCCGAAACUUCUAGAGGCUGUAAAGGCUGAACAGAAUGCAAUUCGUAGACAAAAUGAUGAAGCUAACCAACCAUUGAGUUGGAGUCAAAUAAGGAACAUGCCUCUAAGUUCAAAGGUAGUAUUGGAGAGCUUGAGAAUGGCAAGCAUCAUAUCUUUCACCUUUAGAGAAGCAGUGGCUGACGUGGAAUAUAAGGGUUACUUAAUUCCAAAAGGUUGGAAAGUGAUGCCUUUGUUUAGAAACUUUCAUCACAAUCCAGAGUUUUUCCCUGAUCCUCAAAAAUUUGAUCCUUCGAGAUUUGAGGUUGCCCCAAAACCCAAUACAUUUAUGCCGUUUGGCAAUGGAGUGCAUGCCUGUCCAGGAAAUGAGCUUGCAAAGAUGGAAAUGUUGAUCGUGAUCCACCAUUUAGUUACCAAGUUCAGGUGGGAAGUGGUGGGAACAGAAAGUGGGAUUCAGUAUAGUCCAUUCCCAGUGCCUAUGCAAGGACUCCCAGCCAGAUUUUGGAAGGAAUCUAGCAACUAACAAGCAGCAUGGUUUAAUUAGAAAUUGGCAAAUGUUUUUGAAGAAGAUGUCAUCCCUUUCCAAAUCCAUCUUCUUUCAUUUUUAGUAUUGUAUAAUUUUGCUAGGCAUUUUUCAUUUUGUACUCUUUUUUAGCCUAUUCCCCUUUCUCAAUCGGGGUUGUCAA
Quercus lobata is the source of this 1679-nucleotide messenger RNA. Its product is annotated as abscisic acid 8'-hydroxylase CYP707A1-like. NCBI's taxonomy places the organism in Eukaryota, Viridiplantae, Streptophyta, Magnoliopsida, Fagales, Fagaceae. Gene Ontology annotation, molecular function: heme binding; (+)-abscisic acid 8'-hydroxylase activity; iron ion binding. Gene Ontology annotation, biological process: sterol metabolic process. The coding region runs from base 107 to 1516 and encodes 469 amino acids. The record is from RefSeq and is a predicted model, not a curated record. The transcript has 9 exons.